Messenger RNA from Stegodyphus dumicola, 981 nucleotides. It is a transcript of the gene P5CS, whose product is annotated as Delta[1]-pyrroline-5-carboxylate synthase. The record is from RefSeq and is a predicted model, not a curated record. Gene Ontology annotation, molecular function: ATP binding; glutamate 5-kinase activity; glutamate-5-semialdehyde dehydrogenase (NADP+) activity. NCBI's taxonomy places the organism in Eukaryota, Metazoa, Arthropoda, Arachnida, Araneae, Eresidae. Gene Ontology annotation, cellular component: mitochondrion; cytoplasm.
AUGGCUCAUCAGUGUACUAAAGUAUCUCAGCUUCAAAAUCAUGGCAAGGAAAUGCUGAUAGUCACGAGUGGAGCCGUCGCAUUCGGGAAACAGAAACUGAAAGCUGAGAUGAGGAUGUCAAUGUCAAUGAGAGAAACUCUAUCGCCGAAAGGGAGCAGAUUUCAGGCAGUAACUGGAAGGGCAGAGCCGCGAGCCGCAGCUGCAGUAGGUCAAAGUGGACUAAUGGCUCUUUAUGAUGUUAUGUUUUCGCAGUAUGGUGUCAACAUUGCACAGGUGCUUGUUACUAAGCCAGAUUUUUAUAACCCUGAUAGCCGUUUCAACCUGAAGAGCACAGUCCAAGAACUUUUGGGAUUAAACAUAAUACCAAUAGUAAAUACCAACGACACCGUUGUCCCACCAGAUCCCCCCCAGGACUACACAGCUUCUGGAGCUAAAUACGAUGAAACCGGGCAAGUAAUGAACAUCAAAGACAACGAUAGCCUUGCUGCUCACUUAGCAGCUGAAGUUGAAGCUGAUCUGCUGAUUUUGAUGUCAGAUGUUGAUGGAAUUUAUACUUUGCCUCCAGGACAAGAUGGAGCACGUCUCCUUCACAACUACUGUCCAUCACUAAAUGGUAACAUCAUGUUUGGAGAAAAGUCAGGUGUUGGUUUGGGAGGCAUGGAAUCCAAGGUUCGUGCUGCAAGUUGGGCCCUCGAGCGUGGAGUUGCUGUUGUCAUUUGUAACGGGACCGCCGAGCAAGCUGUCGGGCGUAUCAUUCAAGGAAGAAGAAUUGGAACUUUCUUCACGGAUCAUAAGAGCCUCACCGUUUCUGUAGAGACACACGCUGCAAAUGCCAGAAAAGGUGGAAGAAGACUACAAGAAAUAUCUGGAGAACAAAGAGCCGAAAUUAUUUUGACCCUCGCUGACCUUCUUCAAAAUCGCAAAGACCAAAUUUUGGCUGCAAAUAUGAAAGAUAUCCGAAUAGCUGAAGAUACAGGUUAG